CCGUUGGGGUCCUUUCUCAGACUCGGAGGCAAUAAAGCAGCCAUGCUGCUUCUGGAUGGAAUUCUUCCUCACUUCUGUCCCAGCGCAGGCCAAGCCCUCCUGAGUCCCUCACUUCCUCCCCAGCCCAGGCCACACCCUCCUGAGUUCUGGCCACGCCCUACUGAGCACAGGCCACGCUCCCUGAUGGUCCUGACUCUUAUUGCAGCCCUCCAUGUAGUUCUCGAGGUUUCCCUCCUCCCCUUCCUCCUGCCUCUGCCAGGCCUGGCAAUUUCUUGGCGCCCAGCCCAACAACUCCGGGUUUUUCCCUUCCUUCCCCGCCUUCCCCUUCAGCACCACAUCCUGUUCCUUUCCAAGGAACAAGGGGACUUUUAUUUUGGAGGGGGCUUGUGGAAUUCUGGCUGCUGGAGUGAUGUGCACAUUUGAGCCCUGCGAGCUUCCUGGCUGGCAGGGAGAGCAGCAGACCCAGGCGCUGAUGGCAGAGAACUGUGGAUGAAACGGGGAGCAUCAUGGGAAGGACGCGAUCCUGGGUGCCAUGUUGGUUGCACAGCAGCUGCGUGGCCCCACCCCUCACCUUCCUCCUCCUCCUCCUCCUCCUCCCCCCUGGCCCCUGCGCAGGCCCUGCCCCCUCGCGUCCCAACUUCCUGCUGCUCUUGGCCGACGACCUGGGCCUGGGUGACCUGGGCAGCUUCGGGAACCGCAGCCUGCGCACCCCGCACCUGGACGGCCUGGCCCGGGACGGCGUGCGGCUGACCCAGCACUUGGCGGCAGCGUCUGUCUGCAGCCCGAGCCGCGCGGCCUUCCUGACGGGACGCUACCCUGUGCGCCUGGGUUG
This is a messenger RNA of Dipodomys ordii (Ord's kangaroo rat), 832 nucleotides long. RefSeq names its product steryl-sulfatase-like. Gene Ontology annotation, molecular function: arylsulfatase activity. The record is from RefSeq and is a predicted model, not a curated record. NCBI's taxonomy places the organism in Eukaryota, Metazoa, Chordata, Mammalia, Rodentia, Heteromyidae. The annotation marks the transcript as partial. The transcript is spliced from 4 exons.